AUGUCUUUUUCUUGCAAUCAUUCUCUUGACGGCAGCUUUCCUCCGUCCCCAGCGGAGGACAGGGGUUCAAAGCGGCUGUCCUGGGGCAAUCUGCUGCAGAGGCUGACUGAGCUGAAGGGGAUCAAUCAGAGGGUCGCAGCAGAUCAUCAGUGCAGCAGGAGUGAAACUGGCUCUGUGGCAGACAUGUCCCUCUCAGACUCAGACAGCAGUUUCUUCUGUUAUCCCCUGGAGGAGACCUUGGCUACAGAGGUUGUGGCAACUAUAAUACAAAGCCUCAAUGAAGCAUCACACACCCUGGGCUGCUCCAAACUCAUCAUACCGGACUUUCUCCUGCACAAUAUGAGCCAAGAACUGCUCCAUCUGGCUGUCAGCGAGCCUUGCGGGCUCAGGGGAGCGCUCAUUGACCUGUGUGUGGACAGGGGGGACCAGGGCCCCCUAUGCACUGUGGACCAGAUAGCAGUGGACGCCUCCCUUGUCCCGACCUUUCAAGUGACCCUGGUGCUGAGGCUCGAGUCCAGUGGACUGUGGCCAAAAGUUCAGAAGCUCUUCAAGGGUAGCAAGUCACCACAGAUGUCUGCAGGGCUCCAAAACACUCUGAGGCUGAGUACAAGCUUCAGGGCUAUCAAGAGAAAACUGUAUUGUUCAGGGGAGCUGCUGAUUGAGGAGUGCUGCUGA
This is a messenger RNA of Chelmon rostratus (copperband butterflyfish), 675 nucleotides long. Its product is annotated as DNA damage-inducible transcript 4 protein-like. Gene Ontology annotation, cellular component: cytoplasm. Lineage: Eukaryota; Metazoa; Chordata; Actinopteri; Chaetodontiformes; Chaetodontidae. Bases 1 to 675 code for a protein of 224 amino acids. The transcript is spliced from 2 exons. Gene Ontology annotation, molecular function: 14-3-3 protein binding. The record is from RefSeq and is a predicted model, not a curated record. Gene Ontology annotation, biological process: response to hypoxia; apoptotic process; negative regulation of TOR signaling.